UUAGUUACUUGUGUGCUUUGAAGUCAGAACGGCGAGAUAAUCAGGGGGAUCCACUGCCCACAGCUGUUUGCUGUUCAUGAAGUAAAUCCGUUAGUAGACUUUCCAGCUACGACUGAGUACAAUGUCAGCCCGACCUCAACGUCGGAAGUCUGCCAGUGGACCUGGCUUCGUUGGAAUCAAAUUUUGUCAGGAAUGCAACAACAUGUUAUACCCGAAGGAGGACAAGGAAAGGAAGACUUUACUAUACUCGUGUCGUAACUGUGACUACUACCAGGAAGCAGAUAACAAUUGUAUCUACGUCAACAGAAUAGAGCACGAAGUAGAUGAGCUGACACAGAUUAUUGCUGACGUAGUGGCAGACCCUACUCUACCGCGUACCACGGAUCAUGAAUGUCCAAAAUGCCAUCAUAAGGAGGCAGUGUUCUUUCAGUCCCAGUCUCGGCGGUCAGAGGAUGGUAUGAAGCUCUACUACGUAUGCACGUCUCCGAACUGCGGGCACAAGUGGAUCCAGGACUAGACGGCUGCUGUGUGCUACAUGUACUCGCACUGUGCGUCUAUUAAUGCUGCUGUCUCACCACUCAAAUAUGUACAUAAAUACUUGACAAGAGAAACAAAACAAAAGCACUGAACAACAAGGGUUGGGGGGGGGGUCUUUCGAUAAUGAGAAAAUAAACACCUUGACAUUGUAAAAUCACAAACAACCUAAAAAAUAAUAAUGAAAACCUAGACACUGCUGUGCUGUUCAUUGCCACUGCCACCUGUCAUGAUCACAUACUGUAUGAGAAGCAUUCCUGCCCGCCUUAUUCACACAAAAAUAUAAAUACAAGCGUUUGCCUGAUCAUCUAUUCCUCAUGCUUCAUCAAUAUUCUGCUCUUGUUUAGGCCGUGUCACAAUCCAACACUAGUGGUGCCUUCGUCUUAGGCGGAAACUAUUGUUUCGUUCCUGCUGGGCAGCUCUCGCUUUCUCUCUCUCUCUCUCUCUCUCUCUCUCUCUCUCUCUCUCUCUCUCUCUCUCUCUCUCUCUCUCUCUCUCUUUCUCUCUUCUUCUUCUUCUUCUUCUUCUUCCUUGUCCUCUGUUCUUUCCACUGCUGUUUUAUUGUCUCAAUGCAUGCAUAUGUGUGUCUGUGUGUGCGUGUCCUGCUUGUGUCUCAAUCUGAGAAUUGCAGUAGGCUGAUUGUCAUUUUCUAAUCAGUACUCGUUGCUGCUGUUGUUGCUGCUGCUACUGAUGUCAUAGCGUUGUGUUCUGAUAAACAUAUGGGUACUGGUAUCAAAUUUAGAAGUUGCUCA
Sycon ciliatum is the source of this 1286-nucleotide messenger RNA. Its product is annotated as DNA-directed RNA polymerase II subunit RPB9-like. Gene Ontology annotation, cellular component: RNA polymerase II, core complex. The transcript is spliced from 6 exons. Gene Ontology annotation, biological process: transcription initiation at RNA polymerase II promoter; transcription-coupled nucleotide-excision repair; DNA-templated transcription. Gene Ontology annotation, molecular function: DNA-directed RNA polymerase activity; zinc ion binding; nucleic acid binding. Lineage: Eukaryota; Metazoa; Porifera; Calcarea; Leucosolenida; Sycettidae. The record is from RefSeq and is a predicted model, not a curated record. Bases 122 to 517 code for a protein of 131 amino acids.